AUGCUACCCUGUCUUCGUCACUCUCUCUUCUCUCUCCCUCUCUCCCCUCUGCCGUCCCUCGUGCAUGCAGCAGCGCUUCUCGCCUUUGUGCUGCCGUCCCUCGCUCUCGCCAGCAGCACGGGGGAAGCUCACUUCGCCGCGCAGUUGCUGAGCGCCCGUGGAAUGAGAGGCACUAUAAGCAUAUCCGUUUCAAGGUCCAUAUCGCGAGGCACGGCCCCGGCCUACACCAUCCGCUUCGGUGCCGCCGUUGCUGGCGCCCACUCCCCCCCAAGCAACCUCCUCCUCUCGCUGCCACGUGGCGCGCCGCCAUUGGUCCUGUGCGGGAAAGUCUCUGCUGGGUCUACUGGUUCUGCCGGUGCUGCUGGGUGCCAGUGGGUGGCAACGACGCCGUCCGUGUGGGAGGUGACAGGGGAGAGGAGAAUGAAAGGAGUGGAUUUUCGGCAGGGGAGGGCGCUGGAAGAAAUACUGAGGGGAGAUGAGGAGGAGAAUGAGGAGGGGAAUGAGGAGGAUAUGACCAUUAGGAUGGGGAGUGGGGAGGAUAUCACUGUAAGGAUGGGGAAUGAGGGGCAUGGUGAUCUGGUGGGAGCGCUACGGAGAAGCCGCGAGUACAGUCACGACAUCAUCAUUCCGCGCUACCCCCCACAGGACCCGCGCCUGGAAGUGCGGCUGGAGGGGGAGAUGGGUGAGAUGGGGGAGGCGGGGGAGGGACUCGCAGCGGGCAUGCGCGGAGGGGCGUUUAUGCUGGGGGCGUUCAAGGACGGCCACGUGGUGUUGAAUUAUGACAUCCGCGUUAUCGGCCCCGUGCAAAAACCUUCCGCCAUCAAUCUCCUCGUUGAUUACCCCGACCCGACCUCGUUACAAGUCGCCGUGCUACAGUGUGACUCGUGGGCGGAGGUGAAACCGCAGAUGUGGCGGGCGCAAUGCAGCAGCAGGUGGAGCAGCAGCUGCAGUGAGAGCAGCGGCAGCAGUGCUGGCUCUUCUUCGCAAGGGCGUGUUCAAAACAUGUCUGAGGGCGUGUUCAAUAGGUUCGCUUGCUUCGCCGUGGACGGUGAGAGGUCUCCCAAUGUGGCCGUGCUGUCAGUGGCAGUCGGUGCAAUUGGCCAGGCAGGUGUGGCAGGCAUUGAAGGUGGCUCGCUCGUGGGAGGCAUAGCCUGGAGGGGACUUUUGAGGCGCCUCAAAAGCCAGGCAGGUGUGGGAGGCAUUGAAGCUGGCUCGCUCGUGGGAGGCAUAAUCUGGAGGGCGCCACUUGGGGAUUUGGAGCAGGGUGAGCAGCAGGGGGAGCAGCAGGGGGAGCAGCAGGGGGAGCGGCAGGGGGAGCAGCAGGGGGAGCGGCAGGGGGAGCAGCAGGGGGAGCAGCAGGGGGAGCAGCAGGGGGAGCAGCAGGGGGAGCAGCAGGGUGAGCAGCAGGGGGAGCAGCAGGGGGAGCAGCAGGGUGAGCAGCAGGGGGAGCAGCAGGGGGAGCAGCAGGGUGAGCAGCAGGGGGAGCCGAGUGGAAGUGGAGGUGCUACAACCGUGGCUGCUUCUUCUCUCAUAGUCUCUGCUGAGAGUGCUGAGAGUGCUGAGGCUGGUAAGGGUGCUGAUGCUUCCGGGGGUGCUGAGUCAGCGACUGCGACCAAGAACAGUUUCGCUGUGAAAGAUCAUGUUGCGGGUACUGCUGUUGAGUCGUGCUGA
Messenger RNA from Closterium sp. Naga37s-1, 1671 nucleotides. The record is from the annotation of a GenBank genome assembly. Lineage: Eukaryota; Viridiplantae; Streptophyta; Zygnematophyceae; Desmidiales; Closteriaceae.